GAGGAAUGCACUUGUUCAGAGUCUGCUGAUUUUCUGCCCAGCGAAUACUGGAGGAGCAACAAGUGAGGAGCUGGUGAAGAAGACAGACAUUUCUUCUUGUCUGGCAGACAUUUCUUUGCACCUAUCAGUCUUGAAGGAGAGAAGGUGCUGCUUUUUCAGCCUGAGGAAAACCAGCAGACGGCACUUGUGGUGAACGAGAUUGGCAAAAUAGACUGGAUGGCUGGAGGUGAGGAAUAGACUUCUCUGGAGACUUAGGUUUGCUGAGUUUGUGCCAUUCAUCCCUUCCUUGGCUGCUUUUGUUAGAAGUAGCUGUGCCCCCUACAGCAGGCAGGAAAAGCAGGAGGAAGGAGAGGGUCUCCAGCAGCCUGAUUGCUCUUUCACUCCAUCCCCAAAGAUGUCUUGCAACUCUUCCCUCAUCCAUGUAACGCCUGGCGAGGACCUUGAGGGUGGCAGCUUCUUAGAGGAAAGCAGCGGUGAGGACGACAUCAGCAGUGUUCUAGGAGGGGACAGCCCCGUGACAGGGCCUCUGGGCACAGCGCUGCUGCUCAUGUGCCUCAUUGGGAUGGUGGGGAACAUCUACACGGUGCUGGUGGCCUCUGGCAAAGUGGCAGGCCGCUCGGCAGGCUCCUUGGGGGUCUAUGUGAUCAACCUCGCCCUGGCUGACCUCCUGUACCUCUCCACCAUCCCCUUCGUGGUCUGCACCUACUUCACCCAUGACUGGUUCUUUGGAGAUGUGGGCUGCAAGCUUUUGUUCAGCUUGGACCUCCUCACCAUGCAUGCCAGCGUUUUCCUCCUGACCGCCAUGAGCCUGGAGAGAUACUGGGCAGUAACCAGGCCGCUGCGGUCCAGGCGGGCUGGCAGCGCUUACCGCAAGCCAGCCAGUGCCAUCCUCUGGCUCCUUGCCUUCCUGCUUACAGCCCCCAUGAUGGCAAUGACCCAAUUGCGGGAGGGUGAUGGUCCCAACAAGCGCAUCUGCAUCCCCACGUGGACGCCAGCAGCCUUCCGCCUCUACUUGACGGUGCUCUUUGCCACCAGCAUCCUGGUGCCCGGUGUGGUGCUGAUCGUUGUCUACACCCUCCUGGUCCGGGUGUACCGCUCUUCCACCUGGCACCCGGGACUGUCAGCGGCCGGCCGGGCUCCCUCCCAGCGUCUCUCCUCCAGGAUCUCUGCCAUUGUGGUGGCUUACUGGGCCUGCUUCCUCCCCUUCUGGGGCUGGCAACUGGCUGGGCUGUACCAGCAUGAGGGCAUAGGCAUGGGCCCUACUGCCCAGGCCUACCUCAACUUUGGUGUCACUUGCUUAGCCUAUGGCAACAGCUGUAUCAACCCUUUCCUCUAUACCCUGCUAGCCAGUAGCUACCGCCGGCAUCCCAAACACACGAGGAGGCCAUAGCACCUUCCUGGCUUUUGUGUAAAUAUUGGGGCUCAUGGGGAAUAGCAGGGGGAGCCCUGGGUGACAAGCAAUGCCCUGAGUGAGGGAUAUCACCCAGGUUUUUGCAAGGGUUGAGUAAUGAAA
Lagopus leucura (white-tailed ptarmigan) is the source of this 1513-nucleotide messenger RNA. Its product is annotated as urotensin-2 receptor-like. Gene Ontology annotation, molecular function: urotensin II receptor activity. Lineage: Eukaryota; Metazoa; Chordata; Aves; Galliformes; Phasianidae. The transcript has a single exon. The record is from RefSeq and is a predicted model, not a curated record. Bases 395 to 1390 code for a protein of 331 amino acids. Gene Ontology annotation, cellular component: membrane. Gene Ontology annotation, biological process: neuropeptide signaling pathway.